GUCAGGAUGUCGUCCGUGGGGAAGGUGACCAAGGUUCAUAGCGGCAAAGUCUACCAGCAGAUCUUCGAGGCUGAGGUGCAGCUGGUCCAGGCCUUGGCAGCCAGCAGAAAUCGGCCCACAGUGCAUCCUGUAACCUCAAAGAGUGAUGGGCUACCCUUGAUGAAGAAGAUAGAGUUUGCUGAAGGGCAGACAAUUUCCCCUCGGCAGUGGAAGUGGCUGCACAGCCUCCCUAAUGAUGGGGUCACAGAAAACCCUGUUCUCUACAGGGAAAAGGAAAUUGCCAGGAAGGAAAAAGCACAAGAGAGUGAGAACACUGUUGCUGCUCGAGAAGUGUGGGGCCUCAUGCCCAACAUCGUUCCUGAAAAGACAAACAUUUCUGUCCUUCAAGAACAAGAAGAGUCCAAGAGGAAGAGGCACGAGAAUGCUCUGGCCAGCUUUGAGGAGGAGGUCGCCAAGAUAGGCAUGGAAAUGGAACCUCUCAUCUUGGAGACAGGGCGAACUUUAUCAAACAAAAUCUCUGAGUCUGAGGAAGACAUUGACCGUCUCUUCAACAAGAUUGAAGGCGACAUCAAUCUUGAGGACUAUUCCAUCGACACCCUGUUGGACCUGUGGGAUAAGGUGGUUGAGAUGUUUCUGCUCCAGAAGAAGGAGAUUAAGGAGCUGGAUGAGGCACUGCUCUCGCUGGAGGCCUCACGAGCCACUAAGCUAAAGAGCGUGUUGACAAAAUAUGUGGAGAUCAUACAGAAAACAUCCUACCUCAUGCAGCCGGAUGUGUACAGGCUGAUGGAUAAAGAAGCCAUGAUCAUGAAUCAUGCCUUGCUAGCCAACCAGAGGGCCAUCGCCCGGCUAUCUGUCAACCUGAUGGAAGCUACACUGCAACAGGAGCUCAACAGCUGCUACCGCUGGCGGAGUCUGGUGGAUGCCUGGAAGAGUCUCAAGAAGGAGUCUCUACUACAGAGCUUCAGUGAGUACAUGGCCAGUGAGCAUGUCCAGACCCCCCCAGCAGUACAGGAAGAACUACAGCAAAUGCUGAUGACCCAGCGUGAAGUGCAGCAAAAGCGAUUGGAGCAUCUGGACACCCUAUGUGACCUCCUGCCCCCCAACUAUAACAAAGACCAGCUCACCGAGUGGCAUUCUUCUCUCCACUCCAUGAACAAGAAGCUAGACACCUAUCACAUAGAGUCCAUGAUGAGGAUCCGCUUUCUGUAUGAGACGACAUGGCAGGAGUGCCUGGCACAUGUGCAGGAAUGCAAGAGGCAGCUUCUGGACUGGAAGGCCUUCAGUGAGGAGGAGGCAGAGAGCCUGGUGAACCCUACCUUCUUCCAGAUGGUGGGAGUGCUACAGAAGAAGGUGGAGAAGGAGCUGGAGCUCCUGGAUAGUUCCUUCGAGAUCCUGGCCAAGCAGACGGAGGGGCAGAGCUUUGACCUCUUCAGGUACUUCAAGGAGGCUGCAAAGCUGUGGGAGACACACCAGAACAUGCUUCAGGUGCAAGAGGUGGAGCUCGAGAAGAAGAUAGAGAAACUUCGAGAGAAAAAUAGCCUGGAGAGCCAGAGCCUGGAGGCCCAACUGGAUAAGCUCUUGGAUCAACUGAGGCAGCAAAGCCAUGAAGAAGCACUAAGAAUACACCUGGAAAAGGCCAAACAUUAUCUGAAGAGCAUACAAUCCAAAUUUGAGAAUUUUCAUGGCCUCCUGACCAAGGAAGUAAUGGAGUACCCAGUGAUCCUUUUGAAAGAACUCAACAACUACAGUUCCAACCUCAGCCAACAUUUCUUCGUUCGUGAAGUCUUUGAACAGAACUUGGCCGGAGAAGUCGUUUUCACAGUCAGGAAACCAGAUGAACAGAAAAAUAACUUGGUGCAGCAAAUAAGCAAAAAGAAGAAAAAGCGCAGGGCAAAAGUGGAUAUGACCAUUGCUGAAGAAAGCCUAAGUCAAGAGACAGUUUCUGCAAAACCAGCAGAAGAAAUCCAAGAAAAAGGUCAACAGACCUGGGCAACGGAAGAGAUACCAAGCCAGCAGUACAAGUUUUCACAGACUGACCAGGUGGAUGCGCCCAGAGAAAGCUCUGCACCUGAAUCAGAAGAAAUGAAGGGUGAAGGAGAGUUCCCUUUGGGGCUAUCCUUGAACCAGGAACAUGUGAGGGUUCAAGAAGAGAAGGAGGAGGAGGAGGAGGAGGAGGAAGAAGAACAAAAGGAAGAGGACAAGGAGGAGGAAGAAGAGAAGGAGGAGGAAGAAGAGGAAGAGGAGGAAGAGAAGGAAGAGGAGGAAGAAGAGGAAGAGGAGGAAGAAAAAGAGGAGGAGGAAGUAAAGGAAGAGGUGAAAGAGGAAACUACUGUAGAGCUGGAGAGUUUAUCUGCUGAAGUCAAGGAAGAGAAUCCGUUUGAGGAACUCCAGGAAGACUUGGAGUCCUUCACAACCUCUAGCGGCAACACUUACUUUGUCUAUGUAUCCCUGAAAAAAGAAGAGAAGAAAUUCAAGAGGCCCCAUUCCUCCUUUCCAGCCAUGUACUUUAGCACUUCCUUCACCACCAGGUUCACAGAGUUCGUGAUAAUUCCAUCUGAACUUAUUUUAAACAUUAAGAAACGACUUCGAGUUGGUUUCUUUGAUCACCUUGAGAAAUGGUUUGACCAAUGUGCACUCAGUGCCCGGGUCAUUGUAGCCACCAAGAUCCAUGAAUUGGAUUCUGAGCUGGAGCUGCGUCUGCACCUGCACAGACCAAGAUUAGAGCAUAUUGAGAAGGACAUCCAUAAUGUCAGGGCAGCUGAACUCUUGCGUCACCAAGAGCAGUUGAACAACCACUGCAUGGGGAUCAUUGAGACAUUAAAGAAGGAGAGGAUGAUGUUCUGCCAGUUCCAAGAAGAACAAGCAAUGAGGAGCAAGUACUUCCGCCGUAAGAUCUAUGACAUGGAGCACAUCUUCUUGAAUGCCACCAAGAGCCAAAAGCUAGUCAUUCUUACUAACACACUACACCGGGAGCUGCUGAGCCACGUGGAUGUCAUCCAGGUGUCCCUGCGCAGUUUCCGGCAGUACUUGGAGGAGAGUCUAGGCAAGCUGCGUUACACUAACAUCGACUUCAUCAAGCGCUGCAGGUUGUUUUCAGAGGGAGGUGAUUUUUCCCAUGAAGAAAUUGAGUCUCUGUGUCAUCGUCUGGAGAAGGAGGCUUCCCGGAUAGAGUAUGUUGAAAAUUUAAUCAUGAUCCACAUGGAGAAGAUGGAAAAUGAGUACCUGGACCAGGCCAACGAUGUCAUCAAUAAAUUUGAGAGCAAAUUCCAUAACUUGUCUGUGGACCUUAUUUUCAUAGAGAAAAUCCAGAGGUUGAUGACAAAUUUGCAAGUAAACAUCAAGUGUCAGGUGGCAAAAUCCAAUUCACAAACAGAUGGAUUAAAUUACUCUCUGAAGCAGCUCCAAGACAAGAUAGAAAUGUGUCGAAAUCCCAAAGGAGAUAAGACAGAGGUGACCACAGAUGACCUCCUUGGGUUUGUCCGAACUUGGAAAGAAAAACUGAACCAGAGGAUUAAGUACCUCAACUGCGGCCUGGACGUGGCGUCUGUCACUCAAGAUGUCUUUAUGGACAACAUCAUGACUGAUUUGGAGGUAGAGAGUGAUAUCCUGGUGUCCUCAGAGGCCCUCGAGGAGGAGGCCAAAAUAGGCCUGGUCAAUCCUGAGUCUUUUGCACAGCCAAGUCGCAUGGGGAAGUCGCUGCUUGACGACCCUGUCGUGGAAGUGAUCAAGAGGAUCCUAGAAAUUCCUAAGAUGAAAUCAGGGAACCUGUGUGACAAAGAACAGCCGAUGAGCGGCACCAGGCGGGCCUUCGGGAAGCGAUUUCCUUGCAGGGCAGAAAAUUCAUUGAAGAAGUCCUUGCACAGUGCCAGCGCCACCUCAGAAGGGAGCAUGUCACGGCACUCCAAGCCGAACAGAAUGGACAGAAAGUACCAGGUGGGGACAGGCCCUCUCCUUCAGUUGAGUAAAGAUUUCAAAGGAAUCAUCAUAAGCCUCCUCUGGGAGAGCAACGACCACCUGAUGACCGUUGUGGAGGAGUUUUACCGCAAAGAGAAGCGCCCAGUCUCCAGGCCUGAAUGCAUGCAUGAAAACUUCGACCAGUGCGCUGAGCACAUCACCAAGAAGAUCAUGGAGUACCAGAGCCAGACAGAUGAGUACCACACUUCCUGCGUCAUGGAAUUACGAGCCCAGGUGAGGAGAUUUGAGGAGCUGCUACCCCAGGUGUGUUGGCUAGUGAUGGAGAAUUUCAAGGAGCAGCUCUGGAAAAAGUUAUGCACCGCCAUGAAUGACAUUCAGGAAGAGUUUGAGAGUCAGAAGAAGCUGCUAGAGCAAAAGAAGGAUGAAAAUUCUCAGGAGCUCCAUCCAAAUAUUGGACAUCCCACGUAUUCCCAACAAAUGGAGACUCUAAAUGAAGCAGAAGUACAAAGACAAGAAGAGAUGGAGUGUGCAAUUAAGACCAACAAAGAGAAACUGGAGGAAUUUGCCUGGAAAUAUGGCCGCUUUUUCAUAGUCAGCUUGGCCAACUUCACUGAGAGGUUCCUGCAGCAGUUGGAUGAAGUGGUCACUGUGGAUGACCUCCAAACUGCAAGGAUGGAUGUCCCCAAGCAGAAAACAUCACUCCUCAUACGGAAGAAACUGGCCAGGCUCUCCCUGGAGGAAGAGAGUGAAAAGCCCCUGAUAGAACGUGGGAGCAGGAAGUGGCCAGGAAUCAAGCCCACUGAAGUCACCAUCCAAACCAAGAUUCUUCUUCGGAAGACACCUUCAAUUACCACCAUGAAGACCACCCUGGGUCACCUGGCAGCCGUGGAAGCCCGAGAUGCUGUGUACUUGAAAUUCUUAGCAUCAUAUACAGAGAUGCUGAAGAAGAUCCAGGAUGACAACAGUGCACAGAUGAAGGAUGCCCAGCAUUGGAAGGACAGCUGGAAGCGCUCCAUGAAUACCCUCCAGGGCCUGUACUUGUCCCAGUCUUCCCCUGACAUCAAAUAA
Molecule: messenger RNA, 4983 nt
Organism: Perognathus longimembris pacificus (Pacific pocket mouse)
Lineage: Eukaryota; Metazoa; Chordata; Mammalia; Rodentia; Heteromyidae
Gene: Ccdc180
Product: coiled-coil domain containing 180
Exons: 37
Coding region: 7-4983 (1658 amino acids)
Source: RefSeq, a predicted model, not a curated record